AUGUCUUAUUUUUUGGCACGAGUAUUUGAUAGUGAAGUUUUAUUGGGUAGAUUUGUUAAAAGUUAUGAUAAAUCAGCGAUUGUAAGAGAUUUCUUUCAUGCGAUUCAUAAAUGUUUUGGUUAUUUCGCUAAAGUUGAUAACACUAGAAUGCUUAGAUUUUAUAUUGAUGAAGCUGACAAAGCCAUUGAUGAUAUGGAUAUAAAAUUUAUGGUUGCAGAUGAUUUCAGUUUUAAAGAUGUAUCUGAAAUUACAAUUCGGUAUAAUAGUAAUGCUCCUCGAAGUGCUCAUUAUAUUAAGAAUAUACGAUAUUCUACCAGUUUCUUAACUAUCAUGGUUAAUGAUGAAACCAUGGACUACCCUCUUCAUGGAGUACAAAAUAAUAUAUUGUUUCAAACACCAAAACUUCUAAAUGGAAUCAUUUUGACCAUGACUUUUCUUGAAGAAGAAAAUCAAUAA
Molecule: messenger RNA, 456 nt
Organism: Rhizophagus irregularis DAOM 181602=DAOM 197198
Lineage: Eukaryota; Fungi; Glomeromycota; Glomeromycetes; Glomerales; Glomeraceae
Source: RefSeq, a predicted model, not a curated record